Molecule: messenger RNA, 786 nt
Organism: Triticum turgidum subsp. durum (durum wheat)
Lineage: Eukaryota; Viridiplantae; Streptophyta; Magnoliopsida; Poales; Poaceae
Source: the annotation of a GenBank genome assembly
AUGCUCCGGCCGUUCCCCUGCCCCCACCGCACGCCCGCCGCCGCCGCCGCCAGCCCGCCCCCCGCCGCCGCGGCCGCAGCCAUGGCGCCGUCCUCCUCCCGCUCCCACUCCCACUCCGGCGGCGGGGGCGGCGGCCACGUCUCCCUCUCCCUCUCGCCUUCCUCCUGCAGGCACACCCCCUCCUCGGCCACGCUCGAUCUCCUCAUCCUCCUGCUCGUGCUCUUCUCCCUCGCCUUCCUCCUCGCCUCCUCGCUCGCCCACGUCUCGCGCUCGCUCUCCCCGCUCCUCGCGUCGCCGCCCGCCGCCGCGGCGCUCGCCUCCGCCGCCGCCGCCCUGCCCUACUUCGCUGCCGGCCUCCCCUACGUCGCCGCAGCCGCGGUGCUCGCCACGGCCGCCUUCCUGUCCUGCCGACGCCUCCCUCGCCGCCGCUGCCGCAACCCGCGCUGCCGCGGGCUCCGGAAGGCGCUCGAGUUCGAUGUCCAGCUCCAGAGCGAGGAGGCCGUGCGGGCUGGCGGGGGGAGCACCGUUGGCGGCGCUGACGCCGCCAUGUGGCGCGAGAUCGAGACCUUGCCGUGGAAAGGGGGCCAGAGCGGGAACAAUCCAGACUACGAGUGCCUUCGCGCAGAGCUCCGCCGGAUGGCGCCGCCCAACGGCCGCGCUGUCCUGCUCUUCCGCAACCGCUGUGGCUGCCCGGUGGCCAAGCUCGAGGGCUGGGGCACCCCCAAAAGCAAGCGGCGGAAUAAGAAGGGCACGCAAGGUUCUUCACUGGACGGAGGGGUGCGAUAA